CGAAGCAUGUGGAGUUCAAUGUUUUAUUUAUCUCCACGUUCAUUAUACAAAUUUGUGUAUAACAAAUUGUAAAUAAGUAAUUUAGCAUUAUGUGAUGUUGUUUUGUUUUUAACAGCAAUUACAUAUUGUUCAUGUGUGUUAAAUUCUUAAAGAAGAUCUUAAAUUAGAUCUUUUAUUUUCAUGCAAUAAGGUUAGAAAGACAUGAUUAUGAAGAAAGAAAAUAUAAAAGGUUUUAAAACGCUAUGGAUUCGUUUUGACGCAGAGAGUUCCGAUAAGCAUCAGUUGUUUUUUAAGGAACACUCUAUAAGAAAUCAAGAACCUGAGUAUCCUAAGAAUCAUACUCUCUUUGUAUUAAAUGUGCCACCAUAUGCAACUACUGAUUGUUUGAAAUAUGCAUUUGCCAAACUUUGUGGAGAUGUUCGCUCUAUUACAUUUGCAAACGCGAAAGGAUUUAAAACUGCAUAUAUUGUCUUUGAAAAAGAAUCCUCCUUGGAUAAAGCAAUGGAACUUUCGAAAAAUAGUAUAAUUACACUGAACGAUGAUGAAAAUGUGUGUCUCACAGGAAUAGAAAAAUGGUGUAAAGAGUACAACAAUUCUUUGUGCGAUGAACAAGUAGCAAAAAAGGAAAUCGAAGAUUAUAUUGCUUUCUAUGAUAAGCAAAUAGAGCAACGUCUGACAAUGGAAAAAGCUGAGAAAAAGGAUGACGAAGGCUGGACAACAGUAUCAGGCAAAAAGAAAAGAGGGAAAUUUGCACCAUCUAGGAAGGAAUCUACCAUCGAUAAGGUACAGCAAAAAGAGGAACAACGCAAGAAAAAGAAACAAUUGCUUAAUUUCUACACUUUCCAAAUUCGUGAGGCAAAGAAACAAAAUUUAGCAGAAUUACGAAAAAAGUUCGAAUUAGAUAAAAAGAGAUUGCAAGAGUUGAAAGUAAAACGGACAUUUAAACCAUUUUAGGUAUGUUAAAUAUUAUUAUAAGUAAUAUAAAAAUAUAAAUUAAAAUAAAAUUAUAAAACACAUGUUUAUAUUUGUCAUUCAUAAGAAUCGCAGUUUUUAUGUACAAACAAAGUAAAUAAUUACUAUUUAAGAUAUCAUUGUCCAAAUAAGUUGCAUU
This is a messenger RNA of Linepithema humile (Argentine ant), 1111 nucleotides long. Its product is annotated as ribosomal RNA-processing protein 7 homolog A. Gene Ontology annotation, molecular function: RNA binding. Lineage: Eukaryota; Metazoa; Arthropoda; Insecta; Hymenoptera; Formicidae. Gene Ontology annotation, cellular component: CURI complex; UTP-C complex. The record is from RefSeq and is a predicted model, not a curated record. Gene Ontology annotation, biological process: ribosomal small subunit assembly; rRNA processing.